This is a messenger RNA of Camelina sativa (false flax), 731 nucleotides long. NCBI's taxonomy places the organism in Eukaryota, Viridiplantae, Streptophyta, Magnoliopsida, Brassicales, Brassicaceae. The record is from RefSeq and is a predicted model, not a curated record.
ACUUUGAGUGGGUAGAGAAACACAAUCUCCUUUUUGCUUUCCUGUUUCUCUAAAUUAUGGCGGAUGAAUUAUGGGAUGAGUUACAAAAUUUGGCUAUGGGUAGAGAAGAUCCAGAAUUGUUUAUCCCACAUGAGGCUUAUGCAUCUACGGUGGCUCGCAAUAGGCUAAUUUUGAUAGCUAGACCCCUUAACCCGAGAGCUCAAAACCUCUUUACUGUGAUCUCUUCGCUACCAAGAAUUUGGGGAUUAGCAGCAAGAGUCCAUGGAAGGGUUAUGGAUGAUACUUUUGUUCAGUUUCUAUUCCAAUCUGAGGUGGAUCUUAUUUCAGUUCAAAGAAGGGAACCAUGGAUAUUCAACAAUUGGUUUGUGGCUUUUCAGAGGUGGGAGGACCUUCCUGACUUUGAUUUCCUCACAACAAUAGAUAUAUGGGUUCAGAUGAGAGGAAUCCAUCUUCCUUAUGUUUGUGAAGAAACUGUAACACAAAUAGCUGAAGCGCUUGGUGAAGUGGUGGAAUUGGACUUUCAUGAUGCUACUACUACUCAGGUAGCUUAUAUCAGAAUCAGAAUUAGAUUUGCCAUAACUGAUCGUCUAAGGUUCUUCCGAAGAGUUAGGUUUGAUUCUGGGGAGACUACAGUAAUCAGGUUUCAGUAUGAACGUCUAAGAAGAUUUUGUAGCAGGUGUUUGAGGUUCACUCAUCUCAGGAACUAUUGUCCUUUUCUCCAACCUCUACCU